Messenger RNA from Brassica oleracea var. oleracea, 2051 nucleotides. RefSeq lists its product as uncharacterized. Lineage: Eukaryota; Viridiplantae; Streptophyta; Magnoliopsida; Brassicales; Brassicaceae. The record is from RefSeq and is a predicted model, not a curated record. Gene Ontology annotation, cellular component: membrane. The transcript has 14 exons. Gene Ontology annotation, biological process: glucosylceramide biosynthetic process. Bases 264 to 1826 code for a protein of 520 amino acids. Gene Ontology annotation, molecular function: ceramide glucosyltransferase activity.
UGUGUCGAUGAUUGAGUGGUGAAACCAUAUUUGAAAAAUUAGUUUCCUCUCUGGAUUCUCGCUGCUCCGUCGAUGGCCACCACCUCCCAAAUUUCACGACUCUAAUUUAGUUGUGAGAGAGAAAGAGACAUUGAGAGAGACGAAUCUCAAAAUCUAGGGUUCCUCAUUUCCCUCCUCCAUCGUUUCCUUGCUUCUUCUUCUUCUUCUUCUUAAUCAUCGUCUUCGCGAGGAAGAAGGGAAGAGCAGGGGGGGGAACAAUCAUAAUGUCAACAUUGGACUCGAUGGAUGCGAUUCUUUUCUCUCUCAGCAGAGCCUUCUGCUCCCUUUUCGCCGUCUUCCUUCAGAUCCAGGGAUGUGUUAUAUGCUUACUCCUUGCUCUUGGCUGGUUGAUGGCUGCAUACGUCAGGAACCGAGAGGUUAAGAGAAUCAAAAACAGCGUGAAAGCUGGCAACAGCUUUGCCUUCCUCUAUCAAAAUAUCGACGAGCUCGAGCACUCUAGGCAGGCUAAACUUCCCAGAGUCUCCGUUAUCAUGCCUCUCAAAGGUUUUGGAGAACACAAUCUGCACAACUGGAGAAGUCAGAUUACCUCUCUCUAUGGUGGACCAUUGGAGUUCCUAUUUGUUGUAGAAAGUACUGAAGACCCUGCUUAUCAUGCUGUUUCCCGUCUCUUAUCUAUGUAUCAGGAUCAUGUUGAAGCUAAGGUUGUUGUUGCUGGUUUAGCAACGACUUGCAGCCAGAAAAUUCAUAAUCAGUUGAUUGGAGCUGAGAAAAUACAUAAAGAUACCAAAUAUGUGUUAUUUCUGGACGAUGAUGUUAGACUGCAUCCUGGAACUGUUGGAGCUCUCACCGCUGAGAUGGAGAAAAAUCCAGAGAUAUUUAUUCAAACUGGGUAUCCUCUAGACUUGCCCUCUGGAACUCUUGGAAGUUAUUGCAUCUAUGAGUACCACAUGCCUUGCUCAAUGGGAUUUGCGACUGGUGGGAGAACAUUCUUUUUGUGGGGAGGGUGCAUGAUGAUGCACGCUGAUGAUUUCAGACAAGAUCGCUAUGGUGUUGUCUCUGGCUUACGUGAUGGUGGAUACUCAGAUGAUAUGACACUUGCCUCUCUAGCAGGUGCUCACAAGAGGCUCAUUACAUCUCCUCCUGUUGCUGUUUUCCCUCAUCCUCUUGCAAGUGAUCUAAGUUUUGGACGGUACUGGAACUACUUGAGAAAGCAAACCUUUGUGCUAGAGUCUUACAUAUCCAACGUUAACUGGAUAAUGAACAAGGUUUUGUUUGCCGUCCACUGUUAUCUAUCAUGGGGUUUUGUUGCACCAUACGUUAUGGCUGUCAUCCACAUCACAUCAGCUUUAAGAAUCUACAUCAAGGGCUAUCAUCACCUCCAAGAAACCACCGUCGCUUCUGGUGGUAUGUCUCUUGUCAUACUGUUGGCGAUCUGCACCUUCAUCGAACUUCUUUCAAUGUGGAAUUUGACAAGACGAGAAGUGACGCUAUGCAAUCUUUUAUCCCCCGAGGCUCCCCGUCUCUCUCUUGCACCUUACAACUGGGGACUUAUAUUCAUAGCAAUGCUAGUGGACAACUUUCUAUACCCGAUCUCAGCGUUCCGUUCUCACUUUUCUCAAUCCAUAAACUGGUCUGGAAUUAGAUACCACUUGAGAAAUGGAAAGGUUUUCAAGAUUGAGAGAAGGAAUGAUAUGGUACCAGCAAAGACUGAUUUAGGAGGGAAACACUUGUAUGGUAAGAAGGGAGCUCCACAGAAAGCUUCCUUCUUAAGCUCAUUGGGAAGAAAUUUUGCUCACUGGCGACAACCAAAGAAGUUUGAUGUUUAAAAAGUUCUGUUUUGUUUAAUACAGUAGAGAAGCAAAGUUAUCAUUGAUUCUUUGAUAUGUUUUGUGAUUCUUUUUCCAGCAGAGGAAGGGGAGGGGAAGAUUUGGUCUUAUGUUUGUUUUUUUCUUUUUCUUUGGGUACAAAAUGUUUAUUGGUGAAAAAGAAAGGUAUUACUAUUCCCCUCUGCGAAAAUUUUAAUUUAUUGAUUUUUUUCGGUUUGUUGCAUC